Molecule: messenger RNA, 1984 nt
Organism: Eurypyga helias (sunbittern)
Lineage: Eukaryota; Metazoa; Chordata; Aves; Eurypygiformes; Eurypygidae
Gene: RHOT2
Product: ras homolog family member T2
Exons: 18
Coding region: 22-1815 (597 amino acids)
Biological process (GO): mitochondrion transport along microtubule; mitochondrion organization; regulation of mitochondrion organization
Cellular component (GO): mitochondrial outer membrane
Molecular function (GO): GTPase activity; GTP binding; calcium ion binding
Source: RefSeq, a predicted model, not a curated record
GUGGGGAAGACAUCUCUGAUCAUGGCUCUGGUGGGUGAGGAGUUCCCUGAAGAGGUGCCUCCUCGCGCGGAGGAGAUCACGAUCCCGGCUGAUGUCACCCCCGAGAAGGUCCCCACGCAUAUAGUGGACUACUCGGAGUCGGAGCAGACGGAGGAUGAGCUGCAGGAGGAGAUCGCUAAGGCCAACGUGGUGUGUGUAGUGUACGACGUCACCCAGGAGGCCACGAUUGAGAAGAUUCGCACAAAGUGGAUCCCCAUGGUGAACGGGGGAGUGGAAAAGGGCUCCAGGAUCCCCAUUAUUUUGGUGGGAAACAAGUCUGACCUGCAAGUGGGGAGCUCUAUGGAUGUCAUCCUGCCUAUCAUGAACCAGUUCUCGGAGAUCGAGACAUGCGUGGAGUGCUCUGCCAAGAACCUCAAGAACAUCUCUGAGCUCUUCUACUAUGCCCAGAAAGCUGUGCUGCACCCCACCGCCCCGCUCUAUGACCCAGAGGAGAAGCAGCUGAAACCUGCGUGUGCACGAGCGCUGACCCGGAUUUUCAACCUCUCAGACCAGGAUAACAACCAGAUCCUUAGUGAUGACGAACUCAACUACUUCCAGAAGUCCUGCUUUGGAAACCCACUGGCUCCCCAGGCCCUGGAGGACGUGAAGAUGGUUGUGUGGAAGAACACGACAGAUGGGGUGCAGGACAACGGCCUGACGUUGAACGGCUUCCUCUUCCUCAACACGCUUUUCAUCCAGAGGGGCCGGCACGAGACCACCUGGACCAUCCUUCGCCGUUUCGGGUAUGAUGACGAGCUGGAGCUGACGGAUGACUACCUGUACCCACAGUUCCGCUUGCCCCCCGGCUGCUCCACGGAGCUCAACCACUUGGGCUACCAGUUCCUGCAGCGGCUGUUUGAGAAACACGACAAGGACCAGGACGGAGCCCUCUCCCCCACCGAGCUGCAGAACUUCUUCAGCGUCUUCCCCUGCGUGCCCUGGGGCCCAGAGCUCUACAGCACGGUAUGCACCACUGAUAAAGGCCUGCUUUCCUUGCAUGGAUUCCUCUGCCAGUGGACACUGGUGGCUUACCUGGAUGUGCGGCACUGCCUGGAAUGCCUGGGCUACCUGGGCUACCCCAUCCUCUCGGAGCAGGACUCCCAGACGCAGGCCCUCACGGUGACCCGGGAGAAGAGGAUCGACCUGGAGAAAGGCCAGACCCAGAGAAACGUCUUCCUCUGCAAGGUGCUGGGAGCCAGGGGCGCAGGCAAGUCCGCCUUCCUGCAGGCCUUCCUCGGCAGGAGCCUUGCGGCCCAGAGGGAGAACGCAGGAGAGUCGUCCCUCUACGCGAUCAACACGGUGCAGGUCAACGGCCAGGAGAAGUACCUUAUACUGUACGAGGUCAGUGCUGACACGAAGUUCACAAAGCCGUCGGACACAGCCUGCGAUGUCGCCUGCUUCAUCUACGACCUGAGCGACCCCCGAUCCUUCAGCUACUGUGCCAGUAUUUAUAAGCAACACUACAUGGACAGCCAGAUCCCCUGCAUCUUCGUGGCUUCUAAGACGGACCUACCUGAAGCCAGUCAGCAGCCCGGCUUCUCCCCCACUGAGUUCUGCUACAAGCACUGCCUCCCACCACCCUUCCUCUUCUCCUGCCAUGGCCAGGGCCCACCCAGCACCGCCGUCUACACGAAGCUGGCCACCGCCGCCACCUUCCCCCACUUGAACGCCGUGGAGCUGGGAGCUGCGUCCUUCUGGCUCCGGGUGGCUCUGGGGGCCGCGGUGACCGCUCUGGUAGGCUUCACGCUGUACCGUGUGCUAGCCAAGAACAAGUGAGAGUCACUCUCCACCCCGUCCUCCCCGUGACACCAGCCUCCCCCUCCCAAAUGACGCCCCAGUGAGGGGCCCUGCCUCAAGCUGGUCCCUGGUGGGAAAUCCUCCUUUCCCUCCCGGCCUGGAUCGCAGGACCAGUGAAACCAGACUUCCCAGCACCAGCAGGAUAGAU